AUGUCAACAAAUAAUAAUCAAAAUGAUGGUGAUAGCAACAUGGAUACUAAUGAUUGUAUAGGUCCAUCACAAAAUAAUCAACAUUAUACCCAAAAUCCAUUUUCUCCACCAAAAAACCAGAACUAUAAAAACGAAAAUAACCAUCCAAACUCAUCAUAUAAAUCAAACACAAGUUUUCAAAAUUUUAUUUUAAAAAAUAUUAUUAAGAAUAAUGAACCAAUCCUUUUUUUUGAACCACCAACCACACCACAUCACAACAUAACCACUCUAAUCCAAAACUACACUAGUGCGUCUAAGGUAAACCAAACCAAAGACAAAAUCAUCGCAACAUUCACAAAUUAUUUGUCAAGAAACAUUUUCCUAAAAAAUCAUUCAGAACAAAACAUUAUUAAAAUCAACAUCGAAAAAGAAAUAUUAGAACUAAAAUUCACAAUUCCAGAACCAUUUGGCUUACAACCAAAUAAUAUAUCACUUUAUAUUGAUUUUGAUGCAAUAUUAUCACAAUCAUUAUUCAAAAAAAUCAAUACAACAACAUUCAAACUCAUCACCACAAUAAACAAUAUUCAAACUGAUAAAUUCGACCAAUCGGUCAUUAUCAAUCAUCUAUCAUUAAAAUUUAAUUCAUGUUUGGAAAGAUCAUUAUUCCUUUUCCACAACAAUUGCCAAAUAAAUACUAGUUCAUCAGAUCUUCCAUAUUACAAAUCAAUAACAAUUCCAAAAAAAGAAUUCCAAUUGUCAUAUGGUGUAUCAACACCCCAACACAAUAAUAUGGAUUUAAUAUUGCCAUUGUUUAACAAAAUCACAACAAUAAUUCCAAACUCUAACUGUGACAGAUUUUUCACAAAAAACAACAACCACUACUUUACAUUAAGAUCAACAUAUUUAAAUCUUGGUCCAUCACUAAAAAACUUAAAACAAAACACCAUAAACUUAGAAGAAUGUACAAUUAAAAUUGAAUCAAUCAUCUACACAAUUGACCAACAUGUUUUAUUAAACAAAUUCUCAAUUUACAAUAAAACAAUUGACCCAAGAAAACAUAUAAAACUAGAUUUAUGGUUGUCUCAUGUUGGUACCAUUAAAUUAAAUGAUGAAAUUAUAUCUUUAAUUUCAUCAGAUCCUGCUACUAAUAUCAAACCAACAAUAAUACCUAUCACUUUAUUAACCACCAAUGAAAUAAAUAAAUUAUUUGAAAAGGAAUGCUCACCUUUAUUAAAGAGUUUAAUCAAUCAAAUCCAAUCACAACCUCAGUCAAAAUUUAGAGCCAACAUCAUAUGUAACUACACAGAUAUUGAAGAUUUUCUACAUAUUGUAAAAUGCUCAACGUACACCAAUAAUAAAAUAUCAGAUUUAAUAGUUGAAUAUUUUAAUUUAUUAAAAAAAUUCAAUAAAAAAUCAAAACACGAUAUUAAAGAUUUUGAUAUCAUUAUGCAAUAUGAACAAUCAAACAACAACCAAAACAAAAAAAGAUAUCGUACAAAUAACAAUGGAAGAGAAUAA
Dictyostelium purpureum is the source of this 1497-nucleotide messenger RNA. RefSeq lists its product as uncharacterized. NCBI's taxonomy places the organism in Eukaryota, Evosea, Eumycetozoa, Dictyosteliales, Dictyosteliaceae. The record is from RefSeq and is a predicted model, not a curated record. The coding region runs from base 1 to 1497 and encodes 498 amino acids. The transcript has a single exon.